CGACUACAGUGAUGAGCCCGAGCUGAUGCCCAAGACGCCGUCGCAGAAGAACCGUCAGCGGAGGAAGAGGUUGUCGGCCCUGCAGCAGGAGGACCGGGAGCUGGGCAGGAAGCGGUUAUCCAGGAGGAGGAACAGUGGCCUCAAACUCUCGUCCUCCGUGCGAAGAUCUCAGCGGCUCCACAGCAAAGAGUCCCUGGACCUCAGCAGGGCCGAGGCACCAGCAGCCUCCUCUCCUCAGCGUGUGACCCAGUCCCAGGCUGCAGCCUCUGCCAAAAGCUCCACGGUGGUCCCUGAGACCCCUCCUGCCACACAGGCAGCAGGGCAGGAUCUCUGGGUGGAAGCUGAUGAUGCCAGCACUGCAGUGCCUCUACAGACGAGCCCAGCAAAGUCAGCAGAGCUGCCUCGGAGCUCAGGGAAUGACUCGCCUAAGGACAUUCCUGAAUCCACUGAGCUGGUGGUUCCCUCUACCCCUGAGGCAGUGCCUGAGCUGAAGACAAUGAACGCAGCCAAUGUCACCAUUAUCCUGAGCCAAGAGGCUGGGCUAGAACAGGAAGGGAAUGCCUCCCAUGGGGAACACAGUGGAGCUGAGGAGCUCUCCCAGCUCCCGAGGGACAGCCCUGCUACCCCGACCAUCUCCCGGCCCAGCCGGCGCUCUGUGCGCCGCAGCCUGAUGGGCAGCACCUCCCUGAGCCACAGGACCUCCCUGGCAGAGAAGUACUCCCUGGCCAGCAAGAGGGAGAGCAUGAUCCGCACAUCCAUGGCCAGGGCAGCAAGCAAGAGGAAGGCGGCUCGGAAGACAUCUCAAAAGAUGUCUGUGUCCUCCAGCUGCAUGGAUGAUGGGGGUGACUCUGCAGAGGUGCCAGAGGAUGAGGAAACUGUUGUCAAAGCUGGACCUCCUCCUGGACCUUGCACCCCCUCCAAACUGGAUUCCCAAAGCCCACAGAUGUGCCUUCGCUCCCACGCAGUCAGCAGGCACGAGCAGCCGCAGGAGCCCAGCAGCAGUGAAAACAACUUGACCAAGAAGGAGGCAACCCUGGAUCCUCCCCAGAGUGCCAGGAGGAAGCCAAGCUACAAGAGAGCUGUGGACGAGCGCUACGACACCCAGCAGGCAGAGGAGGGAGGGCUGUCCCCCCUCAGGAGGAAGACCCCAUCCCCAAGCUUCCCAGCCAGCAAGGUUGUUCGUCCUUUCAAAACAUUCCUGCACACUGUGCAGAAGAACCAGCUGCUCAUGACACCAAGCUCUGUGGGGAGAAAUGGAGUCAUCAAGUCCUUCAUCAAGCAUAACACCCCUCUCCAUCCUGAUCCCAAGGAAAAGGAGAGGCAGAAGCUGGAGACCUUGCGAAAGAAGCAAGAGGCUGAAGAGAUGCGAAGGCAAAAGCUGGAGGAUGAGAAGAAACGGCGACUUGAAGAGGCGAAGCUGAAGCGUGAGGAGCGCCUGCGCAAGGUGCUGCAGGCCCGGGAGCGUGCAGAGCAGAUCGAGGAGGCACGGAAGAGGAAGAUAGAACAGAAGAUAGCUCUGUUUGAUGAGAAGACUGAGAAGGUACGGGAAGAAAGACUGGCAGAGGAAAGGAUCAGGAAGAAAGCAGCUGCCAGGAAGAUGGAAGAAGCAGAGGCUCGGCGCAGGCAGGAGGAGGAGGCCAGGAGACAAAGAGCUCUGCAGCAGGAGGAGGAGGACCGUCGGCACAGGGAGCUGAUGCAGAAGAGGAGGGAAGAGGAGCAGGAGCGUGCCCGGAGGAUGGCUGAGCAGCGGCAGGCGGAACAGGAGCGGGAGAGACAGCUGGCUGCAGAGAGGGAGCUGGAGAGGAAGAGGGAGCAGGAGCGCAUCCGGGCAGAAAAGCUCCGGGAGCAGCAGGAGAAGGCUGCCCGCCUGCAGAAGGAGGCACAGGAGCGGCUCCGCAGGGAGAUGGAGAAGAAAGAGCAGGAGCAGCAGAUGCUGGCAGAGAGGAAGAGGCAGGAGGAAGAGCAGAAGAAAUUGUCAGAGGAACAAAAGGCCAAAGACAGCGCCCGGGCACCACUCCAGAACAACAAGGAGAAUUCCCCUGCUUGCAACUCGUAUCAGAUGACUCCUCAGAGCAGGAAAGAUCCCAAGGCCCCCUUGGCAAACUCAAAUGACUAUGGGAUGGACCUGAACAGUGACGACUCGACGGACGACGAGAGCCAACCGCGCAAGCCUGUCCCUGCCUGGGCCUCCGGGAAUCAGCUCAGCCAGGCUGUGAUCCGGCAGUACUACAACCCCCCUGAUGUGGACGCGCUGUUCGGGGCCAUCCCCAUCCCCAAGCUGGAGGACAUCUUCUACAAGAACAAGCCACGCUACUUCAAGCGCACCAGCUCAGCCGUGUGGCACUCCCCACCCACCAUGGUGGCCAGGCCAGCCCUGGGGCUGUUCAAGAAGCCCUGA
Molecule: messenger RNA, 2398 nt
Organism: Acanthisitta chloris (rifleman)
Lineage: Eukaryota; Metazoa; Chordata; Aves; Passeriformes; Acanthisittidae
Gene: INCENP
Product: inner centromere protein antigens 135/155kDa
Exons: 16
Biological process (GO): metaphase chromosome alignment; meiotic spindle midzone assembly; positive regulation of protein serine/threonine kinase activity
Cellular component (GO): nucleus; midbody; kinetochore
Molecular function (GO): protein serine/threonine kinase activator activity
Source: RefSeq, a predicted model, not a curated record